This is a messenger RNA of Paramecium octaurelia, 2482 nucleotides long. The record is from the annotation of a GenBank genome assembly. NCBI's taxonomy places the organism in Eukaryota, Ciliophora, Oligohymenophorea, Peniculida, Parameciidae.
CUGAAAUGUUAAGCAAAUUAACAAGAAUUUCUCGUUUUAGACCUUUUUUUGCAUUUUGCAAUUAAAAGCCUCCCUAAGGUAAUCAUAAUUGUGAAGAAAGGCUUUGAAAAAUUUCAGAGAAAAUCCAGACAAUAGCCAGCGCCUAAAGAAUAGAAAAUAGAAAAUUCAUAGGAAGAAAAAAAGGAAGAGUAGACUCAAGAAAAUUAGUAAACAAAAAAGUAGGAGGAGAAAAUUCAAAGGGAAAGACCUGAAGAGCCACAAUUUGAACAACCAAAAUAAGAUUAGCAAUAAAAAACAAAUGAGCGAUUUUCAUAGGAAUAAUUCUAAUUUACUAAGCGAGACAACACAAAUAAUUUUGGAUAGAAGCCAAAACCCACAGGACCAAUAUAAGAUGUAUAAAAUAAAUAGUAAAAUAGCCUAAUGAUCCAUUUAAGCAAUAUUUGUUCAUGUUUUUGGCCUCUGCCCCUCUAGCUUACUUGUUAUAUAAAGUCUAUGAAGAAGGAGAAAACCACAUAUCAUUUAAUGAAUUUCAAAGGGAUUAUUUGGAAAAGCAAUUAGUGAAUUCGAUACAGGUUCAAAAAAUAAAUGGGGAGACCAUUGCCAUAAUAUACACAAUAGAAGGAAAGAAGAAGUUAAAAAUUACAGACUUGGACUUCUUCUUACAAAGGAUUGAUGAUUUGAAAAAUGAAAAGCAAUAUGAAUAAUCCAUACCCAUAUCCUUUUAGAAUUAAGAUGAGGCUCAAGAAACUACAGCAAAUAUUACUAAAUAUGCCCAAUUAUUAUUUUACGGUGGAUUAUUCUUUAUAAUGUUCCAAUUUUAUAAGAAAAUGACAAAAAGUCUUUCAGGAAUGGCUGGUGAUAUGAUGGGGGGUAUGACUAAAAUGAAAUCAAAAUAAUUUGAAUAGAAGAUUAAAAUAAAAUUCAAGGAUGUCGCAGGUUAAGAAGAAGCAAAAGGAGAAAUAAAAGAAUUUGUAGAUUUCUUAAAAGCCCCAAAGAAAUAUAAGAAAUUAGGAGCCAGAAUUCCAAGAGGAGCUCUAUUAACAGGACCUCCUGGAACUGGAAAAACCUUAUUAGCCAAAGCUUGUGCAGGUGAGGCAGGAGUACCAUUUUUCUAUGUGAGUGGAUCAGAAUUUGUUGAAAUGUAUGUUGGUUUGGGAGCAGCAAGAGUACGUGAACUUUUCAAAUAAGCUAAAUCUAAAGCUCCAAGUAUUGUAUUUAUUGACGAAAUUGAUGCUGUGGGAAAGAAGAGAAAUUCGAAGGGAGCUAAGAAUGAGGAAAGGGACAAUACUUUAAAUUAACUUUUAGUAGAAAUGGAUGGUUUUGGAACUGAUAGCACUGUGGUUGUAUUGGCUGCCACCAAUAUGAGAGAUUCUUUGGAUCCAGCAUUGACUAGACCUGGAAGAUUCGAUAGAAGUAUUGAAAUCACAUUGCCUGAUAUCAAUGGAAGAAAGGAGAUAUUUUUAGUGCAUUUGAAACCGAUUAAAUUGGAUCCCUCUAAAACAAUAGAAGAGUAUGCAAAACGGUAUUUAUCUUAAGCAACAAUUUAUAGAUUAGCAACAUUGACUCCUGGGUUUUCAGGUGCAGAAAUAGCAAAUCUUUGUAAUGAAGCUGCCAUAUUAGCUGCUAGGUAGAAUAGUACUUAUGUUACAUCAUCUCAUUUUGAGUAAGCAUCUGAAAGAGUGAUGGCUGGAUUAGAGAAGAAGAAAUUCAUGAGCGAGGAAGAAAGAAAAGUAGUUGCUUUUCAUGAGAGUGGUCAUGCUGUGGUGAGUUGGUUCUUAGCUGGUGGAGAUCCAUUAUUAAAAGUAUGAUUUCUUUAAUAUCAAGCUUACCAUUAUUCCAAGAUCUAAGGGAUCUCUAGGUUAUGCUUAAUACCUACCAAAUGAGAGCAAUCUCCAAACUAUGGAAGAGUUGUAAGACAAGAUUUGUUGUGUUUUGGGUGGUAGAGUAUCUGAGAAAUAUUUCUUUUAAUCCAUCACUACUGGUGCUAGUGAUGAUCUCAAAAGGGCUUAUGACUAUGCUAAUGCCAUUAUUACUAAGUUUGGAAUGAAUGAAACUGUUGGAUAUAUCGGAUAUUAAGAGGAUCAAUAUUCUAAAGAUUAUAGUGAUAAAACCAAUGAAGUAAUUUACUUGUUCUAUUUCAUAGAUAAUAGAUGAAGAAAUGUAAAAGCUUAUAAAACAAUGCACUUAAAGAACUGAAGAAAUAGUGAAAAAAUAUGAAGAUAAAAUUAAGGCUCUUGCUGAAUUACUAUUAGAAAAGGAAUCCUUAGACUUAUAAUAAAUAAUCAAUUUGUUGGGGGAAAGACCUUUUCCACCAAAAUCAAAUUAUAAGGCAUAUUUGGAUUUAAAGAAAGUUGAAUAAGCUGAGAUUAAAAAUGAAGAGGCAAAAGAGAAAGAUUAAAGUACCGAGGACAAUCAAAGUUAAUCAUCUGACAAUCAAACUGAAAGCAAUGAGUAAGGAAAGCAAUUAAAUCAAAAGGAGUGA